UAGAGCGAAGGGGGGUGUGUGUGGGGGGGGGAAACAAACCGCAGAUCACCGACGAAACAUGAGCGGCGGAGAAAUCAUCUUCCAGGGCUGGCUGAGAAAGUCACCGCCGGAGAAGAAACUCCGAAGAUAUGCAUGGAAGAAACGCUGGUUUAUACUUCGCAGUGGCCGCAUGAGUGGUGACCCCGAUGUUCUUGAGUACUACAAGAACGACCACUCCAAGAAACCCAUCCGGGUCAUCGACCUGCACUGUUGUGAGCAGGUAGAUGCUGGCCUAACCUUUAAGAGGAAGGAGUUCCAGGACAGCUUUGUGUUUGACAUCAAGACCUCAGACCGCACCUUUUACCUUGUAGCUGAGACCGAGGAAGAGAUGAACAAGUGGGUUCGCUCUAUCUGCCAGCUGUGUGGGUUCAACCAGUCAGAUGACAACCACGAUGGCAGGUUACACCACGUGCCCCGUUCUGUCGGAGCAGAUGUCACCGGCUCAAUGGGCCCUCUGACUGGAGAACGCAAGUCCUCUGCCCCAAUCCACUCCAGCCAGCCAGUCCUCUUCACCUUCGAUGUGCCUGUGCGCCACACACACCAUAGCUCCUUGUCCAACAGUGCACCCCAGGACUACCUCCUCCUCCACCAGUGCAUGAGCAGGAAGACCGAGAGUGCACGGAGUGCCAGUUUCUCCCAGGCCACACGAAGCAAUCUGUUUGUGGGGAGUGACUCUGCAGUGCAGAAACUCUCCCAUGGCUUUUCCCACUGUCUAAAUGGCAUGGGUGCUCAGUUGCAUGGCUUCUACAGCCUGCCCAAGCCAGGAAAACAUCAGUCACCAGUCCAUGAUGACUCGUCCCAGGAGGCCUGUUACGUGCUUCCGCGGGGUUACAGCUCCGAGGCGCCGGCUCACAGUGGUUUAGGUGAUCCUGAUCUGGAGAACGAGGAGGUUUACACCUUCAAAACGCCCUGCAACGCCCUCGCCACCGUGCACAGCAACGAGCGCCCCCCAGACAAUUACGAUCUUCCUACACCACCCGGCUCCUUCUACCAGAUCCCCCGGACAUUUGAUAAGAAUCACAAUUCCUUGACACCCUCCAGCUCUGAGUCCUCCUGUGCUCCCCCUCCCAGGCCCCCUAAACCUAGCCAGGGGUCAGAGGGGCCGUGGGGGAGUCCCCAGUCAGUAGGAAGCCAGAACGGAGAGGUGAUGUCCGCAGUGUCGGUCAUCCCACGCAGGAAUACUCUCCCCGCUGUUGAGAACAUCAGGCUCCACAGAGGCUCCUCCUUUGAAACCAACAGCCAUCACCGUCCCAUCCAUUUCAACAGCUCAGGCCAGUCCGUGGAGUCUGUCAAUGAUGGGUUCAGCUCCUAUCUGAGAACCAAAGCCCCUCUGACUCGCUCAGACAGCGGCAACUCGGAUGACAACUAUGUGCCCAUGAAUCCUGGCUCCUCGCCACUCAGCACUGCCCAGGCUGACAGUCCUAAGAAUAUCUACAUCCCAAUGAGCCCCGGGCCACAUCACUUUGAUUUCCCAGGGUUCUCUGCAACAUUGCCGGCCCGCAAGGCGAGCAGUGCCUCCCUGUGUCACAGGCCCAGCCGUCUCAGUGAUGUUACACCACCACCCAUCAACCGCAACCUCAAACCUAACAGGAAAUCGAAGCCAACACCUCUUGAUUUGAAGAACAAUGGGAUCAUUGAUGAGCUGCCAUUUAAGAGCCCAGUCACCAUGUCGUGGAUACGGCCCAUGGCGGCUGUGAACUCCAUGUCCUCCCAGCAUUGUCGACCCAUCUCCACACAAAGCAUCACCAGCACUGACUCUGCAGACAGUGAGGAGAAUUAUGUGGCCAUGCAGAACCCAGCAUCUACCUCUCCAGCCGUGAGCGGCACCAGCAGUCCGGCCCCCAGGAAGUGUGGCAAUGUGGACUACCUAGCACUGGACUUCCAGCCUGGGUCACCCAGCCCACACAGAAAACCCUCCACAUCCUCCGUGACCUCUGACGAGAAGGUAGACUACGUGCAAGUCGACAAGGAGAAGACCCAGGCCCUGCAGAGCACCAUGCAGGAGUGGACCGAUGUGCGGCAGUCUACUGAACCUGCCAAGGGGGUCAAGUCCUGACACUGACCCGUAAAAAAAAAUAUGACAAAAAAUCUCCCAAAAAACAAACAAACAAACGUUUAAAAAAACAAAAUUCAAAUCUUAAGUCAAGCAUCUCCGGUGUCAUGUUCCUAUCAUUACUAUGAAUACUGGUAGGGCCUGUUUAAGACUGAAAUGUUUAGACAAAAAGCCAUAACCUAACCUAUGCCUGUUCUCUGUGAUGAUUACUAUUGCAGUGCGCUGCUAACAUGCAGGAUAUCAGGCCAUAUACCGUUAGGUACAUAAGCAUUUGGACAGUCACGCAAAAAAUCCUAAUUUUGCCUCUGUACACAACCACAGUGGAUUUGACACAAAGCCAUCAAGCUGUGACUGAAGUGUAGAUUUUCAGCUUUAAUUCAAGUGUCUUAAGUAAAAUAUCGCAUCAGCUGUUUAGGAGUUACAGACAUUUUCAUACAUAGACCCUGGAACUGGGCCGCUGGUGUUUUAUUGAGGAUGUGACUGCUGAUAGAAGUAGCAGGAUGAACUCUGAAGUGUAUAUGUCUAUACUGUCUGCUCAGAUUCAGGCCAAUGCUGCGAAACCGAUAGGAGGGUGCUUCACAGUACCGAUGGAUAAUGACCCACAACGUACUGCGAAAAGCAAGCCGAGAGCUCCUCAUUCUUCUAUUCUACAGUGGCCAAGUCAGUCACCUGACCUCAACCCAACAUAGCAUGUUUUUCACUUACCGAAGACAAAACUGGGGGCAGAGAGACCCACAAAGGAGCCGCAAGUAAAGGAGGCUGCAGUAAAGGCCUGGCAAAGCAUCUCAAGGGAGGAAACUCAGCAUUUGGUGAUGUCCGUGGGUUCCAGACUAUAGGCAGUCAUUGACUGCAGAGGAUUUUUAUCCAAGUAUUAAAAAUUAUCCUUAUAUUUAUGAAUAUGUUAGUUUGUGCAAUUACUUUGGAGGCUCUGAAAAUGAGGGACUAGGUAUAAAAAUGGCCGUAGUUUCUAUAUGGUUAAUGCACCAUUCUUGCUAAACCCCCUUGAAUUAAAGCUGAAAUUCCACACUUCAGUCACAUCUUGAUGGCUUCGUUUCAAGAGCCAUCGUGAUGGUGCACAGAGGAAAAUUACGAAAAUUGUGUCACCGUCCAAACACUUUUGGUAGCUAACUAUAGGUGAAGCCCCUGCCAAAGCUCUUCAUGCAGACUGUUAUAACAGUGUAUGGACAAUUGAUAUGAGGAGUAUGAAAAAUAUCAUCCUUACUUAUCAAUCCAUCCUUUUAUAAAUAUUUCAUCAAAGCCGUCCCACCCACCCCAUGUGCAACAGUCUAACGUUUUGGGGUUGUUUUUUUUUUGCAUCUAGCCAAUAAUUUACCCAGUCGCUGCCGUUUAACACAGUAGCAGAGGCUAACAGCUCAAUAACCAUUUUAAUAUACCAUGAGAGUAUGCUUACUGGUCUCAGGAAUGCCAAGAUGCACUCCAGUUUUGGCACGCAGGCAGAGUCUCUUUUCACUUCAAUCUAUCAUUUGUGCUGAGUCUUGCAGAAGCAGCAAGGAGAUUAUUCUCACUGCAGGCAAUCACUUCAGCUUAGCAGUGCAUGUCUGGCAAGGGGAGGAGGAGGGGGGGGGUGCAGUGAUACAAAGGCCUGUGUCAGAAGCUCUAAUGAUAACUGCGCAUGACUUUCGCCUCAGUUUCAAUUAAGUGUGAGCCCAAACCAUAUUUAAAAGCUGUCAGGCUGGAUGGCAGGCCAGUUAUUUCAAUGCAGGUACAAAGUCUGUAGCGUCCAAAUGUACAGAAUGAAGAAAAACAAGAGAUACAAGACGAAGUAUCUUGUGUCUCUCUAGGUCUGACUUCAGUGGCUGAUUCACUUCAGGUAAUGUUCUAAUACAUUUCAUUUUAAAUGUGCACUGACCAAGAAAAUGAUUGAGUUGGAGGAAGUAAAAAUAAAGCAGGAGUUCAGAUGUGCUCUCUCUCUUUCUCUCGAUCUCUCUCGCUCUCUUUCUCCAUCUCUCCAUCUCUCUCUCCCUCUCAAGACCAUAAAUACAAGCUAAGUAGAAGGAGAAUAACAUGUUUAUGUUUUCCAGAAUCCAGCCAUUCACUGAUUUACGUCUUUGUUCUUUCAUGCGCCACACACUACAGUUACGCCUCUGAAGAGUAAUUGUUUCCUCUGUGUAAAUUAUUAAUAGAACGACAUAUUUGCAGCACAUCUUGUUGACUGUUUGAUGCACCUGUCUGAGACGAAAAGUGUGCUACAGCAAUGCACCGUUGUGCUGUUCUUGCAAAGGCAACCUGCCGCAACGAAGACUCGCCAGCGAUCUGUGUUUAAAAAAUAGUUGAGGAAAGAAUGUUUUCUUAAUUUCCUCAACUCUUCCAUUUGUUCAAUUUGCCUUACAUUUUCAUUUCAGUUUAGACCGUCAAUUUUGCCUUGAAGAAAUUUAAUGAUUUGCCAUAUUAUUCAAGGAAGAGCCAUAUUGUAUUUAGGACAACUGAAUGAUCAGUUUCUAGUUCAACUCAAGUCCAGUAUUUCAUUGUGGGCUGGAACCACUGAAUGGUGAACCCCUAUGUGACCUUAAUAUGAAUAGUGUGGCCAUGCAGUGCUAGAUGGUAUUAUUGAUUAUUUCAUUAAGAUUUACUUCUUGAUGUUUUUCUACCAUUUCUACUGCUUUUUGUAUUCUUUUUAUCAUUAUUUUCUACCGAUAUGUGUAAGCAAGUGAUAUUCAUAAGAACGGGGUCAGGCUAAAUUAAGCUAAGUUUGUUAUGACAUGUAUUUUAUUCGUUUUUAAAUUCCCUUUUUUUUUUUAAAUGAUCUCUAAAUGAUUCCGGGGGGGCUGGCAGUUCGAGUGGCACUGGCGGAGCCCCCCUUCCCCGGGGUGAGCUGCCAUUCAAAAAAAAAAAAAAAAAGGGGGGAACAGGACAGGAGAGAAUGAAGAAAAGCCCGCCUCCCCGUCGGUCUCUGAAGUAAAAUGGAUGUGUAAUUUAUUCUCUAGAAAGACCCGCUGUAAGUAGAAGAGCUGUUGUACGUUUUGUGGUAGAUUGUGAAUUGUAGUAUGUUAAAUGACGGCCUGACUGGGCGACACUGAAAAACACUGCUCAGAUCUACUGUCAGACUGUCGCUGGGUUGACGUACUGUACUGGUAGAGAUCUUUUUUUCUUUUUUUUUAACCACUUUUAUUGCUACUACUGUAAAGCAUUUGCAGAUUGCUCGUGUUUUUUUUAAUUUAUUAAUUUAUUGUGUGUUUUUCGCAGUUGAUAAUUGUAAAAAAGAAAAAAAGCAACAACCAAACAAGGAAACUCUCUCUCUCUCUCUCUACUAACACCGAUGUAUGCAAACUGUCUUGAUUUUUUUUGUGAAGCAAUAUGGCAAAUAAUGCCAGUGUGGUGGUUAUGUGGUACAGUUAACUUGGGGUUCACGAGAUUGCAAGAUUUUGUUGUCCCUGUAUUAUGGUAGACUUAAACUGUGGACAUAGAAUAAAUCAAGAAGUGAAAAGCCUGAUGUUAAAGUUCCUCUUUAAACGUGAACCAAAAAACCAAACGUUUUGUUUUGUUUUUCGUUUUGUUUUCUCCGACGGAAACGACACCACAGCUCGUCUCUCACCCGCAGAUUUGUAAUUGGUCCUGUCGCUUACAGAGGUUUCGUGUGUGCUGCCCCCUGUUGUGCAGGACGGGAGCUGCAUCCCCAUGGUGUUAAAAG
This is a messenger RNA of Xiphias gladius (swordfish), 5741 nucleotides long. It is a transcript of the gene gab2, whose product is annotated as GRB2-associated binding protein 2. The transcript has 10 exons. The record is from RefSeq and is a predicted model, not a curated record. NCBI's taxonomy places the organism in Eukaryota, Metazoa, Chordata, Actinopteri, Istiophoriformes, Xiphiidae. Bases 59 to 2095 code for a protein of 678 amino acids.